GGUCGAACGCUCGAACAGGUGCUAUGCGUCAUCCGCCAUAACGUUGAUUGGGAUAAGUGAAAUCGUUUUGAAAGUAUUAUUAAGAAAACAGUGAUUUGUUUAGUGUUUCAUCUUUAAUAUUGUUUUUUAUAUGUGGAAACGGACAUGACUGAGUGGUACAGAAUGAAAACAGGACUAAACAAUAAGCACAAUUCGUCUGAAUUGUCUGUCGAGACAUCUUGUGACAUGUCGGAUCCUUUUAACAUAUUUUCUGAUAAUUUGAGCCCGAUACCAGCGUCCAUUGUGCCUAGGAAGCUAGAUUUUAGUAAUCUGGACGAUGAUGACGGCAUCAGAGAUGAAUCCCAGGCGCCUGUAUCUCACAGCCCACCUUAUAAGAGAGUCAGAGCCUUGAGGUUGUUCGACAGUCCUCACACUCCAAAGACGCUCUUAGAGAAGUGUUCGACACCGACUCAUCAUCCGCCCAGGACGAGACUGUUCCCGCCCAAGAUCAACGUGCAAACAGGAAUGCCAUCAGGCUCGAGCCACCACCUCCAUCCGCCAUCUGGUGACGACGACAGCGCGCUCGGCAGUCUACCCCCGGACGAACUGGACGAGUCCCGGCUGACCGUAAGGCGUCCUAUUGCCAACAUCAAUCCUUUCACGCCUGAUGGUCAAGCGUUAAACAAAAAGAAACGUGCCUUAUCCAAGACUCCGACCUGGGACGGCACGCCCGAGCAGCCGGCCAAAAGACUAAGGGAAUCGAAUAUAUCCCGUUACAACGUGGAGUUCAUAGAGCUGGGAGUCAUCGGACGCGGGCAGUUCGGGCGCGUCACCCGGUGCGUCAACAAACUGGACGGCUGCGUCUACGCCCUCAAGCGCUCCCUGCGCCCCGUGGCGGGCUCCGCCGCCGAGCGCGCCGCCCUCACCGAGGUAUACGCGCAUGCCGCCCUGGGGAAACAUCCGCACGUGGUCAGAUACUACUCGGCCUGGGCGGAGGACGAUCACAUGAUAAUCCAGAACGAGUACUGCGACGGAGGCUCCUUACAGCUGAAGAUGGAGGACGGGCCGCUGCCGGAGAGCGAACUCCUCAUACUACUCUCACACAUAGCUGCAGGACUCGCCUAUAUACACUCCCAGCAACUAGUACACAUGGACGUGAAGCCCGGUAACAUAUUCAUAUGCAGCGGUGACGUGGACGCCUGCAGGGAGUCAGACGACGGCUACGACGACGAGGAACCAGCUCCUAAUCAUAAAUAUAAAAUCGGUGACCUAGGUCAUGUGACAUGUGUAUCUUCGCCCGCUGUAGAGGAAGGCGACUGCAGGUACCUACCCAAGGAAGUCUUACACGAAGACUUUUCGCAGUUACCUAAAGCUGACAUAUUUGCUUUUGGUUUGACGUUAUUCGAGGCAGCUGGAGGGGGACCAUUACCUAAAAACGGACAAAAAUGGCACGAUUACAGGGACGGAAAAUUACCAGAUUUGCCAAACUUGUCCAGAGAGUUCAAUGAUCUCCUCAAGAGCAUGGUGGACCCGUCUCCGAGCGCGCGUCCGUCAGCGCGUCGCCUGCGUCGCAUGGCGUGGCGGGGCGGGGCGUGGCGCGGCGUGGCGGCGCCGAUCAAGUCGCGGGCGCAGCUACGGCGCGAGCUCGCCGCCGCCAACAUGAAGAACGAGUUGCUCGCCAGGAAGCUACACGAUGCUGCCAAAUGCAUCAAGUCGUUGACCCCCAGCCUCGAGUCCAGCAAGUUCCGGACGCGCUCCGCCGCCAAGAGGACGCAGAAGCCGCGAAUCGACACUUGCCUCUCUGACUAAAUUAAGUAUGACGUCCCCGCUAGGGUGACGGUUGCCUGCGACAGCGCCAAUAGAACCUACCCGUUGUUCGUCACAGCUCGACAGCAGAAAGGGGUGUUCUCGUGGCAACUGCCAAUGCUGGUCCAGACCCCGGUAACCACGGAACAGUUCACUAGCAUAUCCAGAACCCUCUGCCCUCACAACAACAUGUUCGAUGAAGACGCCGAGGCCUGUGAUGCACCCUCCCUGAACACGCCUAUAGUCCAUCUGACGUCGUCCUCGUCAGAACAGUUGAAAGUCACCAUUUUAGUGGAAAAAGUCCAAGAUUUCUACAUUAAAAUCAAUCAGACCAUCAACAUAACGGUCUCGCCGAGCCAGCCUAAAUACUACUUCUAUCCAUUCAAAAAGGGCUCAGGGAAAACGGUGGAUUUUGACGAGCAGAAAAUGCGUAAGGAGUACAUCUGUGGCGCGAGUGGUGGGAGGGGGCAUGGCGAGGUGCAGAGGAACGAGGUUGGGUACGGGUGGCUCUCCCGACCCGAGAACGUCAUAGUCAUGAUCGAAUCCGACGACGAGCUUUGCGCUGUCGUCUCCAUACAGAACUUCUCGUGUCCCGUGUUCGACAACGAACGCGACAUACUGUACGACGGGUACUAUUUAACUAUGACGAGACGAGGAGGGAUCACGCUCACUCAAGACACGUUUCCGAUCGGCUUCUACAUAGUGUUCAUAGUCAAAACAUCGGACGAGGAUUGCAAGGAGCCGGGGACCAAUGGGUCCGUGCCCGCCGUGGCGCGUCUGCUGGGCUGGGGGGACAACAUCCAAGUCAGUAGCACGGAGGGUCGGGUCAAGAAUUUUAGGUUCAAGAUCGUGGAGACGAUAUCGUACAGAGAGUACUUGAUAGCCGCCGGGGCCACUGUGCUAUUCUACGCCUCCUUCUACCUGGCCUUCUUCGUCUUCGUGCUCUACCAAAGCAGAAAGUCCACGGGAGUGGAGCACCAGGACCAGGAGACUAUAGUGAGGUCUUCACACGGCAGUGAGGGGCAGAGCUCCGGAGAGGGACCGUCCCUCCCGCGGCCCACGGAUGGAAGCUCCGUCGAUUCUCAGUCAGACACGGAGUCGGAGUACUCGACGCUGGACGACGUGACCACGGACAAGGAGCUGUACCGAUACGGCACGAAGCUGUGCCUGGCCGACCUGUCUAGGUGCCGCGCCCGGGUGCUCGCCACGCGCUCCAACCGGUACCUGUGGACCGUGCUCACCGUCUCCGUGUUCUACACGCUGCCCGUGCUGCAGCUGGUGGUCACCUACCAACGGCUCCUAAACCAGUCCGGGAACCAGGACCUGUGCUACUUCAACUUCUUCUGCGCACAUCCGCUGAUGAUGCUGUCCGACUUUAACCACGUGUUCUCGAAUCUGGGCUACGUGGUGCUUGGGGCUCUGUUCCUGCUGCAGGUCUGGAGGAGGCAGAGGAUCAUGAGAAACGAACCAGAGGAAAAGAAACAGAAAGGCAUCCCCCAGCACUUCGGGCUGCUGUACGCGAUGGGCGUCGCCCUGAUUAGCGAGGGCUUUCUGUCGGCUGCCUACCACGUCUGCCCCAACAGCAUGAACUUCCAGUUCGACACGUCGUUCAUGUACGUGACGUCAGCGCUCUGCAUGGUGAAGAUCUACCAGUCUCGGCACCCCGACAUCAACGCAAGAGCACACGCCACUUUCGGGGUCCUGGCGCUCAUCAUAUUUAUAGGUCUGGUGGGUGUGCUCAACGCGAACGUUUACUUCUGGGUGGCCUUCACCGCGCUACACCUCCUCACCUGCUUCUUCAUUACCUUCCAAAUAUACUACCUGGGCAGGUUUAAGCUGGACAUGGGGUGGGUGAGGGCCGCGAGCCGGGGGGCCGCCCUCCGCCCCUCGCGCGGUCUCAUGCUGCUGCUCGCCAACCUGAUCAACUGGGGGCUGGCGGGAUACGGGGUAGCGCAGCACUCGCGGGACUUCGCCUCCCACCUCCUGCUCGUGCUGAUGACCAACCUGUUCCUGUACACGCUGUUCUACAUCGUGAUGAAGCUGCUGCACCGGGAGACCAUCACCUGCUACACGUGGGUGUUCAUAGUCCUGACGUACUCGAGCUGGGCCGGGUCUAGCUACUUCUACCUGGACCAGAACACCAAUUGGGCGCUCAGCCCGGCGCAGUCCCGGGAGCGCAACGCGGCGUGCAGCGUGCUGCGACUGUUCGACGCGCACGACGCUUGGCACGCGAUGUCCGCCGUCGCCAUGUUCCUUUCCUUCAACAUGUACCUCACGCUGGACGAUGGGCUGGCCGGAGCCGACCGCGCGCGCGUUCCCGUGUUCUGAGCCGCCGCCUCCCACGCGGGCCCCCACCGACCCCCACGCGCCCCCACCAGCCGUCCAGCCACUAAUUGCACGCUCUCUCAAUUGUUUAUAAUAAAUGAUAAUUCUUUAAAGAAUUAUAAAUCGUAAUUUAAUCGAUGGCCUUAUGUUUUUAUUUAAACGAAUUUAAAUUAAGUAAUUACUAAUGAUUAAUUUUAUUGUAAAUUAUUAGGAUCUAAUAUUUUUUAUAUUUGUGAUUUAUUGUAUAUUUUUAUUUUUAGAAAUAAGAAGAGUUGAGCGAUUUGUAGAUUUGUGGAUGCGCAUUAAUGCUCAAGAGUAUAAACCAAAGCUUAUGGAAAUUAUUGUAAUCAUAUACUUAAUUGAGAUUAGUUUAAAAUGAUAUGUAUACGUGUUCUACUAUGAGGGACCUGGACGCCGGGGGAGGGGGCGCGAGUAAAGCCGUGUGUGUGACGUCAUUAUGGUGCUUUCUUAUUUCGUAAACUAUUUUACAAAAGUUUAAAAGUGUAUAUUUCGUAAUCGUGCUUAAAUUAUAUGAAAGUUGGAACUCUGGGCCAUGUCUCAAUGUGGCAAGAUCGUAACUGCUUGAUAAAUAAAAUACUUUGGUACUGUUGAUGUUUGGUCCUACCAUAGACAGUUACAAUUAGAGAGCGCCAGUCCGUGGACGCCCGACCUCGCGUGUCUCACGCGAAGCUGGUGUGGUCCCCGGGCGAUGCCUCUUGUUGUUGUUGAAGUACGAAUGGCGUUUACUUUUCUCCUUUUUUUUCUACUGCCUUUAAAUUAUUAAUUAUACGGUACGAAACAAUCGUGUUGUAAUUUUGAUGAAAGUUCUUAUUAUCUAUAUUUCGUAUUAUGAAAGACUCGCUUGUGAUCUUAAAAAGUAAUAAAAAGUUUUAUACGUAGAA
Molecule: messenger RNA, 5012 nt
Organism: Bombyx mori (domestic silkworm)
Lineage: Eukaryota; Metazoa; Arthropoda; Insecta; Lepidoptera; Bombycidae
Gene: Wee1
Product: sid-1-related gene2
Exons: 29
Biological process (GO): protein phosphorylation; RNA transport
Cellular component (GO): lysosome; plasma membrane
Molecular function (GO): RNA transmembrane transporter activity; protein kinase activity; ATP binding
Source: RefSeq, a predicted model, not a curated record